This is a messenger RNA of Mytilinidion resinicola, 5780 nucleotides long. RefSeq lists its product as uncharacterized. Gene Ontology annotation, cellular component: fungal-type vacuole; fungal-type vacuole membrane. The record is from RefSeq and is a predicted model, not a curated record. Bases 242 to 5437 code for a protein of 1731 amino acids. Gene Ontology annotation, biological process: transmembrane transport. Gene Ontology annotation, molecular function: ABC-type peptide transporter activity; ATP hydrolysis activity; ATP binding. NCBI's taxonomy places the organism in Eukaryota, Fungi, Ascomycota, Dothideomycetes, Mytilinidiales, Mytilinidiaceae. The transcript has 3 exons.
GGACGGGAAAGACGUCACGGUUCUUGCCCAGCAAAACGACGGCCUCUUCGCUCGAGCGCAAACACCACACUUCCUCUCCCGCUGCAUCUACACGCGCCCCCCCAGUCGCAGCUUUGGCCGCAUUUCCUCCGGCACAUUGAUUAUUUCUCUAAUGCCAUCCCCGCCGAGUUUAUGACCAAUUGCGAAAACACCAGCUUCAGAGAUCUUCUGCCCCGCUGAAUAAGAGCUCUUGCUGGUGGCCAUGUUCGCCCAUUGCAAAGGCCCGACCUGGGAAUCCGAUGACUUCUCGAGGUGUUUUGAGCAAGACUAUCUCCAAGCCUUGUUUCCGCUCCUCGUAAUUGGAAUAUCCGUCCUUUACCUCUCCUUACAAGUAUACCAAGUGACCAAACAAUCCAGGCACUUGGCCUAUGAAAAGAUCCAGAAUCAGUACAAUGCCUGGGAUAUACCUGCUCCUGCUACCUACGGAGUCCACCCCGAAUCCGAUGAAGACACCGAUACGGACAGCGAAAUCGAGCGCAACGAGCCUCUCGGCCUCCAUCCAACCAUCAGUCGAACAGCACGAUCCAUCGUGAAGGUUGACAAGCCAAGGGGGGAGGUAUUCGUGGUUGUUCUUGAAGAGUUGACAGUACUUGCAGAACUGGGAGUCCAUGUUGCGGUCCUGGUGACUGGAACCUGGGGACAUAAGGGGAGGGUUUCGGCCAUCUCUAGCGUUGCUGUAUGGACAUACGUUUCUGUGCUUGCUUCAUUGCGCCUGCUAUUCUCCAGCUCUAGUCGAUUUUCAUUCCCUCGGCUUUGGUAUCAUACGGCUUUUAUCUACGGCUUCCAAUGGAUUUUCACAGUAUUAAUAUUCCGCUCCGCCAUCAUACACCCCCGCUCGACCCUCUCACAACAUCUCGCAUUUGCCGACUUUGCAUUGACGACUUUGCUGUUCUUCAUCGCCUUGACAUCGAGAAAGGGAAACAAGGCCGUGGAAUUAGAAUAUGAAGGGGAUAUCAAGCCUGCGCAGGAACCCAGGGCGAGCGUGCUAUCGUUGGCAACGUUUGCAUGGGUGGACUCCAUUGUCUGGGUGGGAUAUAAGAAAACGUACGAACUGGCCGACGUCUGGAAUCUCCCUCCAAAGGACAAGGCUGCAUCGCUACUCGCAGAAUACCGACAAGUCAAAAAGACGUCAAUCCUUGCGUACCACCUAGUCAAAUACUUCAAGCGAGGUCUUAUCAUCCAGGCAGGUUGGGCCGCUAUCGGUGGCUUUCUGACAUUUGCGCCGACGCUGCUUCUGAAGGCUAUUCUGGAGUACAUGGAGAAGCCGGAAAAUACCCCUCGGAACGCUGCCUGGUUCUACGUCAUUUUGCUUUUCGUUUCUGGGUGCGCUUCAGCUUUGGCUGAUGGCCAAGCGCUUUGGUUGGGGCGCAAGAUCUGCAUCAGAAUUCGGGCUGUAAUUAUCGGAGAAAUAUAUGCGAAGGCUCUGAAGCGAAGAGCUGCUGCAGGUGCCGACAAGAUUCUUGGACAGGAGAAAAAGAAAGAGAAAACCGCUAGGCCCAAGGCCCUAAAACGAAUGAUGACGUUUGGCAGGCGGAAGAAGAAGACUACGGAAGAUGUCAAAUCCCAACAGCCUGACGAAGAAAAGUCCGACUCGCAAGUCACCACCGGUGCCAUCAUCAACCUUAUGGCAGUGGAUGCCUUUAAAGUCAGUGAAAUCUGUGCCUACCUUCAUUUCCUAUGGGCAAAUACUCCAGUGCAACUCGUCGUGGCUAUUGUUCUGCUCUAUCGUAUUCUUGGAUACAGCUCAAUCGCUGGAAUAAGUACAAUGGCGCUACUUCUACCUGUCAACAUCUGGAUCUCAAGACAGUUCUCGAAGAUGCAGAAACUUAUCUCCGCUGCGACUGAUGCCAGAAUCCACACGACUAACGAAGUUUUGACCAACAUCCGAAUCAUUAAGUACUUUGCGUGGGAGCAACGAUACAUGGGCUUAGUCAAUGAGAAGCGCACUAUCGAACUGAAAUACCUGCGUCAACGGUAUAUUCUCUGGGCAUUGGCUGCUACAGUGUGGUCAGGGGCACCAGUACUCAUUACAUUCUUGUCGUUCAUGGUUUUCACGAUGAUUGAAAAGAAAGACCUCGUUCCAUCAGUUGCAUUCACGGCUUUGUCACUAUUCCAAAUCCUGAGAAUUCCAUUGGACCAGCUGGCAGAUAUGCUUGCCCAUGUUUUAGAGUCGAAAGUGUCAGUCGACCGUAUCGAAGAGUACUUGAGUGAGCCUGAAACGGACAAAUAUGUGCAACUCAAAAAUGAGGAGAAGGAUGACCAUGACCAACCAGUCAUUGGAUUUGAGGAUGGCACUUUCAGCUGGGGAGGGAAGGAUAUGGAGAACCAGGGCGCCCAGGACGCCUUCAAACUGAUGGACUUGAACGUUAAAUUCCGCGUCGGGGAGUUGAAUGUCAUCGUGGGGCCUACUGGAUCCGGAAAGACCUCCGUUUUGAUGGCGCUUCUCGGAGAAAUGACAAAAUUGAAGGGUGACGUCUAUCUCCCAGGUGGUCGAAGCAGAGAGGAUGUUCCCUCGGAUCCCGAGACUGGUCUUACGGAAACAGUUGCCUACUGUGCUCAGCAAGCCUGGCUGGUCAACGCCACGAUCAAGGACAAUAUCGUCUUUGCCAGUGAAUGGGAUGUAAAACGCUACAAGGAUGUAUUAGUGGCUUGCUCUCUUCAGAGAGAUCUUGAGAUCCUAGACGCUGGCGAUCAAACUCUCGUGGGAGAGAAGGGCGUCAGUCUUUCGGGCGGUCAGAAACAACGGAUAUCGCUCGCUCGUGCGUUGUACAGCAAAGCUCGUCACGUACUCCUCGACGACGUUCUAAGCGCCGUGGACGCUCAUACUGCCAAGUGGAUCUUUGACAAAGCGAUUAUGGGCCCACUCAUGUAUCACCGCACUUGCAUCCUUGUCACACACAACGUGAGCUUGUGCCUACCUCAGUCCGAAUUCGCCAUGUUAGUGGAUAACGGAAGGGUGACCGCUCAGGGCACUCCGAAACAGCUAGUCGCCUCUGGGAAACUCAGCGAAGACAUAUCCAAAUCCAUGCCGGCUUCACGGGCGGCCUCACGAAUCCCAUCUCGAGUACCUUCUGAUGUUGGCGGCGAGGAGGCCAAUGGUGAAGUAAACCAUAAGAACGGUGGAACGAAUGGAUCCGCGAACGGCUCAGCCGGACCGAAGAAAGAUAUUCCCAGUAGUAAUACUCACGAAGAAAAAAAGGCCGAAGGUGGAGUGAAGCUCGGCAUUAUCAUGCUUUAUCUGCGAUCUAUGGGAACUUGGUACUACUGGCUGGGCGCUGCCGCAAUCUUUGUAGCUCAGCAAGCGUCUUCUGUGGCAACCAAUGUUUGGAUCCGGACAUGGGCGAAUGCCUACAACGAGAAAGAAGUUAGCUCGAUGCACACAAAUCAUGAAUCUCCACUCACCCAUGUCAACGGCAUUAGCGGUUUAGGCACUUGUCUUAGCAGCGGUACCUGUGCCUGGCCUGUACCAUUCUCCCGGUCGAACCAAUCGAAACAUCAAUACUCAACUCAAACCACUCAAGGUUCGAUGAACGUCGACGCAGGAUAUUACUUGGGUGCAUACGCUGUGCUUGGAUUGGUCUUCAUGGCCAUCACAAUGGUGAGAGAAGGCGUCCUCUUCGCCGGAUCACUUUCUGCGUCUCGAAGGAUCCAUCAGCGACUCAUGGAAUCUGUAACUCAUGCCAAGUUUCGCUUCUUCGAUUCCACACCGCUAGGACAGCUCAUGAACAGAUUCUCUAAAGAUAUUGAAUCUGUGGACCAGGAGAUUGCGCCAGUAGCCGUAGGAGUCGUUCACUGCUUGUUCUCUAUCAUCACCAUCGUCAUCCUCAUCUCUGUCAUCACACCUGGCUUCCUCAUUGCUGGCGUAUUCAUUACCAUCCUCUACGUAUUGAUUGGCAAGUUUUACAUCAACUCCUCCAGAGAUCUUAAGCGCCUCGAGUCGGUCAACCGUAGUCCACUCUAUCAGCAAUUCGGGGAAACGCUGUCGGGAAUGACAACUAUCCGAGCCUACGGAGACGAAAGGCGCUUCAUUCGUGAAAACCUUACCCGUAUAAACACUCAGCAUCGACCGUUCAUCUACUUGUGGGCAGCUAAUCGCUGGCUUGCUUUCCGUGUUGAUGUGGUUGGUGCCUUGGUAUCCUUCUUUGCCGGCAUUUUCGUCAUCAUAAGCGUUGGCAAAAUCGAUGCUGGUUCUGCAGGUCUCGCGAUGACAUACGCGGUGACCUUCACUGAAAAUGUCCUCUGGUUCGUGCGGCUGUACUCGGCCAAUGAACAGAACAUGAACUCGGUUGAGCGUAUCAAGGAGUAUCUCGAUGUUGACCAAGAGGCUGCGCCUAUCAUUCCGGAUAACAGACCAGCUGCAAAUUGGCCGAGCAAGGGUUCAGUGGAGUUCAUUGGAUACAGCACAAGAUACCGGAAAGACUUCGACUUGGUCUUGAAGCAAAUCACUUUCAAGAUCUUACCUGGAGAGAAAGUUGGUGUUGUGGGACGUACUGGAGCUGGAAAGAGCUCUUUGGCACUCGCGCUCUUCAGAGCUCUUGAAGCUGAGGAGGGCAAGAUUCUCGUUGAUGAUGUAGAUGUCGGAUUGAUCGGACUGCAAGACUUGCGGGAGAAUAUUGUUAUGGUACCGCAAGAUCCGACCCUGUUCACCGGCACCGUGCGCAGCAAUCUUGACCCCUUCGGUCUUUUCACGGACGAGGAGAUCUACACAGCUCUCCGCGAAGUCCAUCUAAUCUCCGCCGCCUCCAUUUCAACCACACCCGUGCCCGGCAGCCCUACCUUGGGAGACAGCCCAAACAACCUCACCAAGUCCACCGCCACUACCGACUCCUCCGCCACCCUCGUGGACGUCCCUAGCGCCGCUACCACGAACCCUGGCAGCAUCAUGGCCAGCACCCAAGCCUCCGAACCCUCCGACGCCACCAUUACCAUACCGAACGGCGACAGCCCGUCUUCUCCUACCAACGCCAUGACUGCCGACAACAAAAACGUCUUCAAAAACCUCCACUCCCCCAUCGCCGAAUCCGGCUCCAACCUCUCCCAAGGCCAGCGCCAGCUCCUCUGCCUCGCGCGCGCGUUACUCAAAGCACCCAAGGUGCUGCUUAUGGACGAGGCAACCGCGUCCAUCGACUACGCCACCGAUGCGAAGAUCCAGGAGACCAUCCGCGAGAUCAAGAACACGACCAUCACGAUUGCGCAUCGCCUGCAGACGAUUAUCGAUUACGAUAAAGUGCUUGUGCUGGAUAAGGGCGAGGUUAUUGAGUAUGGGGAUCCGUGGGAUUUGGUCAGGAGGGAAGGUGGCGUGUUCAGAGGGAUGUGUGAGACGAGUGGGGAAUUGGAGCAGCUGGAGGGAGAAGCGAGGAGAGCGUGGGAGGGGAGGAGGUUGGUGGAUGAUAGUUAGGGCGGACAAAAUGAGCGAUGGACGUUGCUAAUAAAAGGUGUGAGAGUUGAUAGAUUAGGACAUAGGGAUGGGGUACGAGAGGUGAUGCAUACUUGUAUGUACAUACGGCGUUUUGGGGUAUAGACUUUUUCAUUAUUUGAGGCUUGUGAGUUGCUGUUGGGGCUUUUGUGAGAGUUUGAGUGGGUUGAUGGAGUAUGACAUAUACAGUAUUUUGGUAAUUAUACUCGCUGUAUCCUCUGUAUGACUUCAGUGAGAUGCACGAGGACGGCUGUUCCAGAUGUGCUCGUACUGUAUGUGGCGCUUAACCACACAUGAUCAAUUCACCAAGCAUACUCUAUAGGUC